UUGAGCAUUGCAAAUCAGCUCAUUCGUAGUAAUCAUCCGUUGCCUUAUGCCCCUGCAGUCGGAUUUCGCACGGCGUCUGUCUUCUGUGAGAAUCCGGCGAAAAUCGAACUCAAGGAGUGUUACGUGUGUGGACAGAUGAUAUCAGCUCAGCGAGCGGUGACGGCAUUGGGUCGUGACGUAUGUCCUCAGCAUCUGACGUGUUAUCGAUGCAACACUCGACUGGACUUCGACGUAUGGGCGAUCGGCUCGGCAAUAUACUGCGAGCGAUGCUUCGAGGUUGUGAAAAAAUCCUUCAGGUGCACCGGCUGCCAGGGCCUCAUUGCGGACACAGCGCUGAAAGAACUCGACGGCUACUGGCACAAGAGUUGCUUCGUCUGCCAAAAGUGCAGAAGGCCAUUUCCAUCAAACAGGUAUUGUGUCGUUGAAAAGAAACCCUAUUGCAUGCAAGACGCCCAACAGAUAAUUAAAGAGGCGCUAUCGAAGUAA
Soboliphyme baturini is the source of this 486-nucleotide messenger RNA. The record is from the annotation of a GenBank genome assembly. Lineage: Eukaryota; Metazoa; Nematoda; Enoplea; Dioctophymatida; Soboliphymatidae.